CACAAGUCUACAUACAUCAACAGCUGUAGCUUACAUUCGUUGCACCUUCUAUCAUAGGCUAGCUCAUUCACUGGUCAAGGCAGACCACCAUGGACAUGGACAUGAGCUCAACUUAUCCUCACCAUUGGCUCUCCUUCUCCCUCUCCAACAACUACCACCAUGGCCUCCUUGAGGCCUUCUCCAACUCGUCUUCCGCUCCUCCCCUUGGAGAGGAGGGCGCCGUGGAGGAGUCACCGAAGAUGGAGGACUUCCUCGGCGGUGUCGGCGGCGCGGGUGCCCCGCCGCCGCCGGCUGCGGAGGAUCAGCUUGUCUGCGGCGAGCUGGGUAGCAUCGCCGCCGGGUUCCUGCGCCACUACCCGACGCCCGGGACGGCGGAGAACCCCGGUGCGGUGACCGUGGCGAUGGGGACGGACGUGGCAGAGUCCGAUCAGGCCAGGAGGCCCGCCGAGACGUUCGGGCAGCGCACAUCCAUCUACCGUGGUGUCACUAGGCACCGGUGGACGGGGAGAUACGAGGCGCACCUGUGGGACAACAGCUGCCGCCGGGAAGGCCAAAGCCGCAAAGGCCGCCAAGUCUACUUAGGUAUGUCAACUGCCACACCCAGUUUAAGCUUCACUUACAUUUGGAUUAUUAUUAAAAAGAAGCCUUUCAAACUUACUGCAAAAAUGUGGGGAAAAUAUGUAGGAGGUUAUGAUAAGGAGGAGAAGGCGGCGAGAGCUUACGACCUUGCCGCACUGAAGUACUGGGGUCCGACGACCACGACGAACUUCCCAGUGUCCAACUACGAGAAGGAGCUGGAGGAGAUGAAGUCGAUGACGCGGCAAGAGUUUAUCGCGUCGCUGCGCAGGAAGAGCAGCGGCUUCUCACGAGGUGCCUCCAUCUACAGAGGAGUGACAAGGCAUCAUCAGCACGGCCGGUGGCAGGCGAGGAUCGGCCGGGUGGCCGGAAACAAGGACCUGUACCUGGGCACUUUCAGCACACAGGAAGAGGCGGCCGAGGCGUACGACAUCGCAGCGAUCAAGUUCCGCGGGCUCAAUGCCGUGACCAACUUCGACAUGAGCCGCUACGACGUCGAGAGCAUCCUCAACAGCGACCUGCCGGUCGGGGGCGGGGCAGCCAGUCGCGCCUCCAAGUUCCCGCUGGACUCGCUGCCACCAGCGAAUGCCGGUGCAAUAAUCACAGGGGCGGCGUCACAGGCCAUGCCGCCGUCCGAGAAGGACUACUGGUCUCUACUCGCCCUGCACUAUCAGCAGCAGCAGCAGCAACAACAGCAGCAGCAGUUUCCCUCUUCUGCGUUCGAGGUCUACGGCUCCGGCGUCAACGUGGACUUCACGAUGGGCACAAGCAGCUACAGCGGCAGCAACAACAGCAGCGGUGUCAUGUGGGGUGCUACUACUGGUGCAAUGGGACAGCCAGACAGCAGCAGCAACAAGCAGGGCAACAGCUAUGCCAGUAACAUUCCUUAUGCUGCUGCUGCUGCUCUGGUGUCUGGAUCAGCAGGCUAUGAGGGCUCCACGGGCAACAAUGGCACCUGGGUUACGAGUAACACGGCCGCGGCUCCCCACUUCUACAACUAUCUGUUCGGAAUGGAGUAGGUGAACUGACAAGCUAGCUAGCUGAAGUGAGGUGAUAGGCCUAGGAAGCUAGGACUGACAUGGAACUGAUCCAAAUUUUGGCUGCUGCAUAUGGCAUGUACGAUUGCGAUGCAUCCUUCUGCCAUUCUUAUUAUUCUCUGACAUAGUAAUACGGUAGUACCGUAGCAGAGAACUCAUGUACCAUCAGCAUUUCUAAAUUCUAA
Molecule: messenger RNA, 1798 nt
Organism: Phragmites australis (common reed)
Lineage: Eukaryota; Viridiplantae; Streptophyta; Magnoliopsida; Poales; Poaceae
Product: AP2-like ethylene-responsive transcription factor AIL5
Exons: 8
Coding region: 90-1595 (501 amino acids)
Biological process (GO): regulation of DNA-templated transcription
Molecular function (GO): DNA-binding transcription factor activity; DNA binding
Source: RefSeq, a predicted model, not a curated record